Messenger RNA from Hyalella azteca, 3589 nucleotides. RefSeq lists its product as uncharacterized. The record is from RefSeq and is a predicted model, not a curated record. Gene Ontology annotation, molecular function: RNA polymerase II cis-regulatory region sequence-specific DNA binding; DNA-binding transcription factor activity, RNA polymerase II-specific. NCBI's taxonomy places the organism in Eukaryota, Metazoa, Arthropoda, Malacostraca, Amphipoda, Hyalellidae. Bases 1 to 3006 code for a protein of 1001 amino acids. The transcript is spliced from 3 exons. Gene Ontology annotation, biological process: regulation of transcription by RNA polymerase II.
AUGCGGCCUCGAUCAUACAACAUCAAUGCGUCGAGACCUGCAGGACAGCGCCCUCUGGCAAGCAUGGAAGAUAAUAAAGUCCCCACGAAGGACAUACUCUGGUGCGACGUCUGUUUUCGCCAGUUCGACCGCAAAUCCCGUUUAAUGGCCCAUUACAAAACUCACACAGGAGAGCGUCCCUACCACUGCCCUUACUGCUCCAAGUCAUUCGCCUCUAAGGGCAACUGUAACACACACAUACGCGUGCAUACCAGGGAAAGGCCCUACAUGUGCCAACAUUGCGGCAAGCAAUUUUCGCAACAUGGACAAAUGGUGAUACACGUUCGGAGACAUACAGGAGAAAAACCGUAUGUAUGUUCGCACUGCAAAAAAGGCUUCGCUUGUUCCAAAGUGCUUAAAAUUCACGUGCGCACGCAUACCGGUGAGAAACCGUACGUGUGUGAUAUCUGCUCAAAGGGGUUCGCGGCGUAUGCAAACCUGGUGGUUCACCGCCGUAUUCACACUCGAGAGCGACCGUACUCCUGCAAACUUUGCGGCCGAUCUUUCGAACAUUCAGGCAAUUUAAUAAGACAUGAAAGAAGCCAUCACGUUGAUGGAGGCAUAAGAUGUAUAAGAUGUGGUUGGUUGUUCCAGGAAACUAAAGAUUUGGUCAUUCACAUGAACGGUUCGCACCCGAAUGAAGUGAGCCAAGCGGACGUGGACGAUUCGCACCCGAAUGAAGUGAGCCAAGCGGACGUGGAAGAUCAGGGAGAGAGCGUUUCAUCAUCGAUGUUACCACAUCAUCAUUCAAGUUUGAUACGCUUAGAAAAUUCUCUUCACCAGCACCACAAGACAUCUUCACUUGAAGAUACUCUCAAAGAUGCCAACAACAACGUUAGCACUGCCGGUGUUAACUCAGCAAAUAAUAUCAAAGAGUUUCGACAAGAGAGUCCAGACAGCAGUUGUGUCACCGUCAGCGUUGAAGAUGAGGGAGGCGACAUGAAUCGAUAUCACAUUGAAGCCGGCAACACGCUAAACCGAAGAGAGCUCACCCAAAAACAUUUGUCAUUAAUUCCUUCAAAUUUGUCAAAAAACAAUUAUUUUAGUAUCACACCAUAUAAUUCAACUGCAGCAACAGUAAAUAUCUUCAGUUCUCCCGGUGAAACCUCAGUUAGUGAUUUCGAAAGGAAAAUACCAUACUAUAUCGCUCCGUUGAAACGCGCGUACAGUAAAGUUUCCAACAACGGCAAUAGCAAUAGAAUUUGUAUAUCUUGUCCCACGGCUUCAUUGGGUGAUAUAGGCAGUAGACAAUUGAACGGGGCUUCUAUGAAACCCCUACCAAACUUGUCACCGGUUAGUGAUGUAUCGUCAUCGAUUUCUUUGUUAUCACGGGACGAUGUUCAUAGUUCGAACCCUCUAAUCAGCGAAACAAGUACAAGUCUAGAUACAGUACCUCAUCAUAUUGAAGUAUCAACGAUUUCAAAGGCUCGUGGAAUUAUAAACGAUAAAACUCGAGACUCAAAAUCACUAAAAGAAGCACCCAUGAAUUUUCAACAUUUUUCUUCGGUGAGCAGCAGCGUCUUUUCUGAUGGUCCGGGAUCUCAUCGCAUCUUGCAUCCUUGGACAUGCAAUUCUACAGCUUUACCUGUAUCUUUCUGCACCUCUGACAUGAACCCAGUUUAUCCCGUCACGGAACGAGUUUUUCAGACGCACAAUUCUGAAGCCUAUAUGUCACCUAUGGACCUUUCUCCAGACUCAAAAGCAAAUUUGGCAAAUAAGUCUCAAAUCUCAACUGGUAGACUGGGUGAAAAUUAUCGAGAGCUCCCCGGAAUUAGUGAUAGUAAAAUAAAUCGAGGUUUAAAACGAAGAGAACUGGAAUAUGUGCGCAAUGAAAAAGAUCUUGAACGAUGUAAGAAAGAUUAUCUAACAUCCAGCCCGUCCCCUGGUCAAAAUGCUGCUCUGGGUCCAAAAGAUAAAUUCUACAGAAAAAUAAAACAAUCAUCCGAUUUAAUAGAAAGCAAAACGCGAAUUUCCAGCAACAAAGUUCAUGACAGUGCUUGUAAAUUUCAGCAGAUAUAUGUUGCUGUUACAAAUAACACUGACUAUACUAUGAAUGGCAUCAAUAAUUUAGCAAGACCCGCAUACCACAAUCAGACCAAAGGCACACAAAUCAGACACCAACCCACUCCGUCAUCUUCUACAAGUGAGAAGUGGACAAAAAGAAAUGUAAAAAGCUGCAAAGAGGCUACAGUAGUUUCUCAAGCUUCUCCAAAGGCAAUUGGAAAUAUCAUGGAAAUUAUCCAGAAAUCCCUAUUCCAGAUUUGCCCAUUGCAGGAAGACAGGAGGAGCUUCAAACUCAACGUAGAAACUGCUCUCAUGGCGCUCGUCGGAAAGUCAACCAUUUCGCAACUUGCGCACCCGAACCGAAAUGUUGAGCAGGUUCUAGUGAGCCUGUUAGAUGUGGUGGGCAUGAGUCCAUGUGUAGACGUGCGCGUGGAUGAGGAUGAGCGUCUACGCGUUAACAUGCGCAAGCUGCUGGAGUACGGCCUCCCUGAGCCCUCUGCAUGGCGCAGCCUCGGGUGGCACCAAGAGGCCAUCGAAGCCAUCACGGCGAAAAUAGCGUCGUGGAGCAUUACCAGACAGUGGCGCCAAUCCCGGGACCUUUCGCAAUUCUCGCGUGAAACCGAAACAGAAUCAAAACUCGUUCAAACAAAUUCAUUGCAUAACAAUAACAUGUUUGCAACUGCGAACUCAGUGUGCUUACCCACGAGCACGCUUCAAACAAGCAACACUCUCCAACAACAUUCGAACACUUUACCAAGUGAAAUUAUUCCCUCGCAUACAAACACAGUACCCCAACAGCUGAAUUUUGCACACGAGCGUCCAAAUCCUCUACGCAUUAAAUCAGAUUAUUUUCCCGUUCACAGAGAUCCAUUCAUCAUUCACUACAACCCUCGCCUCACGCCUUCAGCUCCUAUUCAUGAUAAUCUGAGUGGUCGGAACGCAGAGAUAUGGAAAUCGGACUAAGACGAAGCACGCACAGCUCGCAGGAUGAGCGUGGUUAGCGACAGGCGUGAGACCCACUGAGUAACGAGACGACUCUGUGAUGAUCAAACAGGCGAUAAAUAUGCAUACGAAGUGCGAUCGUCUGCCGUCUGGAGAUAACUUAAACAAGAUUAGUUAAAAAUAUUAGCUGCCAACUAGUAGAUAGGGUUUACUUCCAUGAUCUGACUGCAGCGAAUUAAAACCGGUUCUCAAAGUGAUAUUUAUUUCUAGCUUUUUUAUAAGAUAACCAUUCAUAAUAUGUGCACUUUUAUAAAGACGCAAGCUUUUUCAGAGAAUUAUCUGCGAACGAGGGAUACGUUUACAUGGGUAUGGAGCACGAGAUUAUUGGUUUUCAUGAAUUUUAAACUAUUCAUGAGAGAAAGCUUCACCCUGGUGGUGAAAUAAUCAUAUAAGUGCAAACCAAAAUUGCAAUGGAAGGCGCAAUCGUAUUGAUACAAAUGCAUUCUAAAGAUUUAUUAUUUAAAAUUAUGAUAUUUAUUACAGUUGAUUACAUCGUAGUAUCUGUGAAAAUUAUGGUGAAUUUACUAAAAUUUCUACGUUAUGA